Didymella exigua CBS 183.55 is the source of this 1273-nucleotide messenger RNA. Its product is annotated as calcium-dependent phosphotriesterase. Lineage: Eukaryota; Fungi; Ascomycota; Dothideomycetes; Pleosporales; Didymellaceae. The transcript has 2 exons. Bases 176 to 1201 code for a protein of 341 amino acids. The record is from RefSeq and is a predicted model, not a curated record.
UUUCCUUCGGCGACUGGGGUCGGUCCGCUCCAAGGAUACUCAUACACCGAAGCUGAAGCCGCGUUCGGUCGGCUUAUGAGCAGGACACACCUUCGGGAACGUCAAGACGCAUUACAAAUUGUACAUCGGACAUCGAUCGAGGCCAACAUCCAGCUUGCUACAUCACCCCGCCAAUAUGCCCGACUACCACUCAGCAUUCAAAGUCUAUGAUGAGGUCGCACACACGAUUCUAGGCGACAAUCCAAAACUUGAGCUGCUUCACGAGGACAAUGAUCGCCCAUGGGCUCAUGAAGCCGGUGUCUUCAUUCCAGAAUCGAACAGUCUUUUCAUAACAAGCAACCAAUACCCGCACCCAGAGACCAACCAAACGCACAUCCACAUCAGUCGCAUCACCCUCCCGUCGUCCAUCGACAGCACAGAGAUCACGUGUACCGAAAUCAGCACAGACAAUGUUCCAUUGGCCAAUGGCGGCGUCAACUACAAAGAUGGCAUCCUCUUCUGCGCGCAAGGAACGCUCACAACGCCUGGUGGCCUAGCAUAUAUGCCGCUCCCCCUGGACCACACCUCAUCCACAUCGUACUCAUCUGAGCUGCUUAUUACGUCUUAUUACGACCGGCCGUUCAAUUCCCCAAAUGAUGUCGUCAUUCACAGUGACGGAAGUAUCUGGUUCACAGAUCCUAUCUAUGGGUCAGAGCAGGGCAUACGUCCACCACCUCAGCUACCGAAUCAGGUCUACCGCUUCGACCCGAAGAGUAAAAGUAUAAGGGCCGUCGCAGAUGGGUUCGGAAGACCGAAUGGGAUCUGCUUUAGUCCUGAUGAAGAGACGUGCUACAUCACGGACACAGAUUGGAUUCACGGUGAUGGAACCACGGAUGCGACAAGAGCAUCACACAUAUAUGCAUUUGAUGUAAAGACUUACUCAGGGCAGCCGUUCCUCGUCAACAGACGGCUUUUCGCCAUGGCCGACGUUGGCAUCCCAGACGGUAUCAAGUGCGAUGUACAUGGCAAUGUGUAUAGUGGGUGCGGUGAUGGAGUCAAUAUUUGGUCACCAGGAGGAGUUCUGUUGGUAAAGAUUCUGGUCGAUGGUGGUGUUGCCAACUUCUGCUUCGGUACAAAUGGGCAGCUGUUCUUGCUCAACGAGACCAGCCUGUGGCGUGCACAGAUUUCGAGUGAGCAUAAGGGCGCUCUCUUGGGUCUUUAACAUCGAUUCUUUGUGCAAAUGAGUGGUAAUACUACUGAAGUUGAGGUAGAUUGCCGGCUGAAUUUCCAGGCU